Messenger RNA from Elgaria multicarinata webbii, 1642 nucleotides. It is a transcript of the gene TUBA1A, whose product is annotated as tubulin alpha 1a. Lineage: Eukaryota; Metazoa; Chordata; Lepidosauria; Squamata; Anguidae. Gene Ontology annotation, cellular component: cytoplasm; microtubule. Gene Ontology annotation, molecular function: structural constituent of cytoskeleton; GTP binding. Gene Ontology annotation, biological process: mitotic cell cycle; microtubule cytoskeleton organization. The transcript has 4 exons. The coding region runs from base 69 to 1424 and encodes 451 amino acids. The record is from RefSeq and is a predicted model, not a curated record.
AAGCACCCUUCGCCUCCUCCUCCUCUCUCGGGUUCGAUUUCUCGAAGCUCGGCGACCAAGCAGCAGCUAUGCGUGAGUGCAUCUCCAUACAUGUUGGCCAAGCCGGUGUCCAGAUUGGCAAUGCCUGCUGGGAGCUGUACUGCCUUGAGCACGGUAUCCAGCCCGAUGGGCAGAUGCCCAGUGACAAGACCAUCGGCGGAGGAGACGACUCCUUCAACACAUUCUUCAGUGAAACAGGAGCGGGCAAGCAUGUUCCUAGGGCCGUUUUUGUAGAUCUGGAGCCAACAGUAAUUGACGAAGUGCGCACAGGAACCUACCGCCAGCUCUUCCACCCUGAGCAACUCAUCACUGGCAAGGAAGAUGCUGCCAACAACUACGCCAGGGGCCACUACACCAUUGGCAAAGAGAUCAUUGACUUGGUCCUCGACAGGAUCAGGAAGCUGGCCGACCAGUGCACAGGUCUCCAGGGCUUUCUGGUCUUCCACAGCUUUGGUGGUGGCACUGGUUCUGGUUUUACUUCCUUGCUGAUGGAGCGCCUGUCUGUUGACUAUGGCAAGAAGUCCAAGCUGGAGUUCUCCAUCUACCCAGCUCCCCAAGUCUCCACCGCUGUAGUCGAGCCCUACAACUCCAUCCUGACCACCCACACCACCCUGGAGCACUCCGACUGCGCUUUCAUGGUAGACAAUGAAGCCAUCUAUGACAUUUGCCGCAGGAACCUUGACAUUGAGCGCCCCACUUACACCAAUCUGAACAGGUUGAUCGGUCAGAUUGUGUCCUCCAUCACAGCCUCCCUGCGAUUUGAUGGUGCCCUGAAUGUAGAUCUGACAGAAUUCCAGACCAACUUGGUGCCCUAUCCCCGUAUCCAUUUCCCUCUGGCCACCUAUGCCCCUGUCAUAUCUGCUGAGAAAGCUUACCAUGAACAGCUUUCUGUAGCAGAGAUCACCAAUGCUUGCUUUGAGCCAGCCAACCAGAUGGUGAAAUGCGACCCUCGUCACGGUAAAUACAUGGCCUGCUGCCUGUUGUACCGUGGUGACGUUGUUCCCAAAGAUGUCAAUGCUGCUAUUGCUACCAUCAAGACCAAACGUACCAUCCAGUUUGUGGACUGGUGCCCCACUGGUUUCAAGGUUGGUAUCAACUACCAGCCCCCCACCGUGGUCCCUGGGGGUGACCUGGCCAAAGUGCAGCGGGCCGUCUGCAUGCUGAGCAACACCACCGCCAUUGCUGAGGCCUGGGCUCGCCUGGACCACAAGUUUGACCUGAUGUAUGCCAAGCGUGCCUUUGUCCACUGGUACGUUGGGGAGGGGAUGGAGGAAGGCGAGUUCUCAGAGGCCCGGGAGGACAUGGCUGCCCUAGAGAAGGAUUAUGAAGAAGUGGGUGUGGAUUCUGUUGAAGGAGAAGGGGAGGAGGAAGGAGAGGAAUACUAAAGUAAAAUGUCACAAUGGUGCUGCUCUUACAGGGAAUUUUAAGCUAUUUAACAACAUUCAAGUUUUGGUCUGAUCAGUUAAUUUAUGUAGCAGUGUAAAGUCAGAUACCAUUGUUUGCCCUACAAUAACUGAUCUGUUCUAUAAAACGUGAACAUUUUACAGACCCAAGCCAUCCAAUAAUGUUAUGGAUUUGUGAAUAAAAGGCAUUCCCUGUCCUA